GAUUUUCUUGAGAUAACAAGAAAGAAAAAAACAAAUUUCAAGUAGAAUUUUUGUGAGCAUUAACAAACUAGGCUAUGUAUUGUAGCAAUUUUUUUGGUUUAUGAAUGGCUCAUUUAUUUUCAAGAACCUUUUACACUUCUCAUAAACUAGUUAUAUGUUCAAACAUUAGGUAUUAUGAUGUUAGAACAACACCAAGAAAUGCAUGUUAUAGAGUUAGAAGAGGAAAAACAUGGAAUGGUUCAAUGUUACAAUGCUGCAGCAGUAGUAGUAGAAGCAGUUCACAACAAUCAUAUUGUGCUGAUCAGAAAGUGAAUUUGCAAACUGAGAAUGAUAGUGAAAAUUUGAAGCAAAAGUUUGAGAUUUUGGCGUGUGAGUAUGGAUGGAGGAUAAGGAGAUUAAUUGUGAAUACUGAUGAGAUAAAAAUGGCUGCUCAAGUUCAAGCUGAGGCUUUUCAUGUUCCUAUGGCUCUUUUCAAUGACUUGUUCUUCCACUUCUUUAAGGCUGAAGUGCUAUCAGGGCUUCUUUACAAGCUUAAAUGCUCACCUCCCAAUAGGUAUGCUUGUUUGGUUGCUGAGAAUGAUCAAGAUUCGCCAAAUGAACUUGUUGGUGUCGUAGAUGUCACUGUAAUGAGAGAUCAAGAUGUUCUUGAACAUCUUCCAGAUGAUGCACAAGAGUAUCUUUACGUUUCAGGAAUAGCUGUCUCCAAUGCUUUCAGGAGGAUGAAAAUAGGGACUGUAAUGUUGAAAGCAUGUGACAUGCUUUCGAAUUUGUGGGGUUUUGAGUUUCUUGUUCUUAGAGCUUAUGAAGAAGAUGUGGGUGCUAGAACAUUGUACACAAAUGCUGGUUACCAAGUUGUGUCUAAAGAUCCACCAUGGACAAGUAAUUGGAUUGGAAGGAAAUGUCGAGUUCUUAUGAUCAAAAGAAUUAGUUUAUUUCCUUAGUAGAUUGUUGAUUCAAAAAAUUUAGAAAAUCCAAACAAAAUAACAUAAUAGGCAAAUGUAUCCUAUGUACAUAGCAAGUACUGGAAAGAACUCAUUUUGUAUGUAAUCAUUGAGAAAUAAUGAGCAAGAUGUUCCCAGCC
Molecule: messenger RNA, 1081 nt
Organism: Vicia villosa (hairy vetch)
Lineage: Eukaryota; Viridiplantae; Streptophyta; Magnoliopsida; Fabales; Fabaceae
Product: GCN5-related N-acetyltransferase 10, chloroplastic-like
Exons: 4
Coding region: 105-941 (278 amino acids)
Biological process (GO): mitotic sister chromatid cohesion
Cellular component (GO): NatA complex; cytoplasm
Molecular function (GO): N-acetyltransferase activity
Source: RefSeq, a predicted model, not a curated record